GGUUGUGUGAGAACAAUGCAUGCAGCACCAUGGAAUCACUUUCUGUUUAUCAUGGGGCCAUCAGCCGAGAAAUGUGUGAAAAGCGCCUGUGUGAAGUGGGCAAAGAUGGGAGCUAUUUAAUUCGAGACAGUGAGAGUGUGCCUGGGGCAUACUGCCUCUGUGUUCUGUGUAAAGGCUUUGUCUACACAUACCGUCUCCAGCAAGAUGCAGUGGGCUCCUGGGCAGCUGAGACGGCACCAGGUCAGAAUAAACGCUUGUUCCGAAAAGUCAAGAAUUUAAUAAGUGCCUAUGAGAAACCAGACCAGGGAAUUGCUUUUCCCCUCCUGUACCCUGUAACUGUUCAGAACUACCAUCAAGGCAAGAGCAUUCAGCAUAACCAACCUUAGAGAAGUGAAACAACAUACAAGCAUGUUGAAAUGUGCAUUGUGUCAAAUUUCUUGUGCUUAGAUAUAAUACUAAACGUUUUGUAUACAUAACCAGUGCUGUACUGUAGCUAUGGACGUUUUUAAAUUGUUAAACCAUAGUUCUAAAAAAUGCCACUCUAUAUAUGUAUGAAAUGUGAAUAGUGUUUGGAGGCUAUUUCAUGGAAAAAAAUAAAUCCUUUACUUUUUAAGGUGACAUUUACUCCCUGUCCCACCAUGAUUCCCCCAUUUCUAGUCCUGUUUAUGUGACUAAUUUGGAAAAGUGGUUGAUCAGCAUAUCUGAUUACAUUCAAAUUAAUUCAUAGUACAUUUUCAUAGUACAAAAUAAUAUUAUGUAAAAAAUCUCUCCAUAUAGCAUAUUAAACAAUUUUACAUUUUUAACAUUAAUUAACCCUUUAAUUGUCGCUGUUCCAACAGUGGAAGACCUAUAGGUUUACUUUAUUAUUUCACAAAAUCUAAUCCAAUCAUAACAAAUUAUGUAUCAUUGGAAAGGUCUAAGACUCUAGAAUACAUAUUAGAUCAGUGUUUUACAAAAAUAAAUUAUGUACGAGUAGUAAUUUAUUAAUUUAUGACAAGAGUGAGCAUAAAAACUAUUAAAUGCUGCUAAAUGUCACCGUUCCAGUGGAACACUGAAGUUAUGCAAUAUAAUUCCAUUUUAAUCCUGACAAACUAUAUAUCAUUGGAAAGCUCUAAGAAUGUAGUUUCUUAUAUUUCAGAACUGUUCUGCAAUAGAAAUCAGUUAUUAAAAGUAAUUUUCUCAAAUGUCACUGGGCCCAUUUGGUACCAUUAUAAAUAUUACAUAUUCAUAAUCAUAUUUUAUUGUAAAUCUAAAAUAAAUCUCAAAAACAGCUAUAUCAUUGGAAAGCUCCAAUAAUGUCCUUCUUAUAUAUAAUAAUGAAAUGUAUUAAUUUGUCAUUUGUAUGCAGUAAACCAUUGGAGCCAAUAUGACACCUAGUGGCAGUUGUUGGUGUAACGAUUAAAAGUAUCCCAGAAACCACAUUUUUUUUGUUAUAUCAGCUUAAAAUAUUAAAGUAUGUCUUUAAUUUUCUGGUGUUUUUUUUUGAUGAGAAACAUUUUUUUUAGAUUUUUUAGUAAAAUAAAACAAUGUUUAUUUAUUUUGUCUUAUUAUAAAUGUACAAUUAAACUGCUUUAACUAUUUUUUUACAAUAAAGUAUAGAAUCUCUUCUUUAAAACAAGACCAAGAUUAGGCCUCUAGACAUAUGCAUUCCAGAGUUACUGUAAAAAAAAAUGGGGAUGAGGUUAAGAUAUGCAAACAUUGUAUUUUGAAAUAUUAAAUAUCAAUAAGUACAUUAUUAAAGUUAUCAGAGUGUGAUUUAAAAAUGACUGGGUUUGGUCAGUGAUAGCUGAAUCUAAUUUCAUAGGCUGUAUGCUCCACACUUGUCAGCCACAUAUGUCAUAAAGCCAUAAAUCUGAGUUA
Molecule: messenger RNA, 1860 nt
Organism: Triplophysa rosa
Lineage: Eukaryota; Metazoa; Chordata; Actinopteri; Cypriniformes; Nemacheilidae
Gene: sh2d1ab
Product: SH2 domain containing 1A duplicate b
Exons: 3
Coding region: 30-386 (118 amino acids)
Source: RefSeq, a predicted model, not a curated record